AUGGGUCACCAGAUUCGCGAAAAAGGCACGAUUCUGAAUGCUGGAGCAAGAACGAGGCUUUUGAACGAGGUGGCACAGAAUUCCCUGCUUGGUAGUUGUGCUGCGGUGGGAGAUGCUCAAGAACAGGAUUCAAGAGCGAUACCGCGGCCAUUAACGACAGCGGAGUUGCUCCUAGGAUUGGGCGGAGGAGGUAGUGGAUCAUCUUCAUCUGCUUCGCCCUCGGAGAAUGAGGAAAGGAAUAAUGAUGGAAAGCAUGC
Molecule: messenger RNA, 257 nt
Organism: Amoebophrya sp. A25
Lineage: Eukaryota; Dinophyceae; Syndiniales; Amoebophryaceae
Source: the annotation of a GenBank genome assembly